AUGAAUCUAUCUAUCUAUCUAUCUAUCUAUCUAUCUAUCUAUCUAUCUAUCUAUCUAUCUAUCUAUCUAUCUCUAUCUAUGUCUUUUCGUUUAUUCUUCAUCUAUCUAUCUAUCUAUCUAUCUAUCUAUCUAUCUAUCUAUCUAUCUAUCUAUCUAUCUAUUUCUACAAUAUUUCUCGGGGAUUCAGGCCGACAUAAUUUGACUUUUCAUUAUUUUUUACACAAAACUGCAUUUUCUAAUUUCUUUUCUAAUUUUUUCAUUUCUUUCAUUUUUUUUUUUUUGUUUAUUCUUGGUUUUCAUUUUUUUCUUAUCUUCUUUUUCUUUUUUACUUUCUUAAUUACAUUUUCCGUCUCUGUCUCUUUCUUCCCCCUCUUUUCUCCCUGUCUUCCAAACAUAUCCUCGAACCCACAAUAUUCUUAUCCAAUAAGUCUCUUCCGGCUUUGCUAUCUAUCUAUCUAUCUAUCUAUCUAUCUAUCUAUCUAUCUAUCUGUCGAUUUAUCUAUCUAUCUAUAA
This is a messenger RNA of Acanthosepion pharaonis, 513 nucleotides long. Lineage: Eukaryota; Metazoa; Mollusca; Cephalopoda; Sepiida; Sepiidae. The record is from the annotation of a GenBank genome assembly.